CGAAGUCAAGUAUCUUUUAUUAAAUAUAAAAUUUAAUAUCAUUUUUACAAAAUGAAUACCGUUGGAGUUUUCCUGUUCGUCUUCGGACUCGUUUGCUGCAUUUCCGCUUACCCAUCAGCGAUUUCCAGCGACCGCAAUAUGAGAGUGGUAAGAGCAGCUGCUGCGUUACCGGAUCCUCAUCAUCAUCACCAUAGCCACCAUCACGGAGGCUACGAGAGUGACUACUACGGCGGCCACGACUACCACCAAAGUUAUCCUCGUCAAAAUUACGGACACUCCAAUGCACAAGCACACUCUAAUGCUCAAGCUGCCUCAAUUAAUACACCAUUUGGGUCUGGUGCAUAUUCUCAAGCAUCCGCUGGAGCUGGAUCGGGAACCGGAUUUGGAUUUUUGAGAUAAAUUAUAUUAUUCUUUAUAAAAUA
Molecule: messenger RNA, 422 nt
Organism: Microplitis demolitor
Lineage: Eukaryota; Metazoa; Arthropoda; Insecta; Hymenoptera; Braconidae
Product: paired box pox-meso protein-like
Exons: 3
Coding region: 52-399 (115 amino acids)
Source: RefSeq, a predicted model, not a curated record